CAAACAAACAGGCGUUUCGUGUUCGUGUACCAAGCACCGGACUCCUCCCUGCCCCCGUUCCGUCCACGCGAGAGAACUCCACUCCCGCACAAAACCCUAGAAGCGGCUCGGUCCCUGGAGGAACCCCGUCACGCGCUUGGUCCAAGCCGUAGGAGCAGUUCUGAUCCCAGCUGCGGCGGAUUGGGGCCGACAGCUGCGGUUUCUGGCGCCGGAUUUGGGAUCGGCGCCAUGUCUUGGGCUGGCCCCGACGAGAUCCUCCUUUCCACUUCCCUGGCCGGCUUCUUGGACAAGAAACUUAUUGUCCUGCUAAGAGAUGGACGAAAGCUGCUUGGCACCCUCUGUUCAUUUGAUCAGUUUGCAAAUGUUGUUAUUCAGGGUGCUUGUGAACGAGUAAUUGUAGGGGAACAAUACUGUGAUGUUCCUCUUGGUCUGUACGUGAUCCGGGGAGAGAAUGUUGUUUUAAUUGGAGAAUUGGAUCGUGAGAAGGAUGAACUCCCUGCUCAUAUGACUUGUGUUUCAGAAGCAGAAAUAAGAAAGGCUGAGAAGGCAGAAAAGGAAGCAAGAGAUCUGAAAGGCACGAUGAGGAAAAGGAUGGAGUUCCUAGACUUCGAUUAGCAUCCGUGGAUCCUCCUGGCAAUUGCUGCUCCCAUUGUGCUGCAGGUUUUUAAUCGCGGCUUGUGCUAUCUAUGUGGCCUGAUUGCGUUGUAUCUCAAAUCUCAUGCUUCGUGUUCAUCCAGAUUGGAGAGUUCGGUGAACAGAUUCUUUUAUUAGCAGUGUUGUACUUCUGCUGUUGCAGUUUCUUCA
Molecule: messenger RNA, 804 nt
Organism: Phragmites australis (common reed)
Lineage: Eukaryota; Viridiplantae; Streptophyta; Magnoliopsida; Poales; Poaceae
Product: sm-like protein LSM1B
Exons: 5
Coding region: 229-615 (128 amino acids)
Biological process (GO): deadenylation-dependent decapping of nuclear-transcribed mRNA
Cellular component (GO): Lsm1-7-Pat1 complex; P-body
Molecular function (GO): RNA cap binding
Source: RefSeq, a predicted model, not a curated record